Molecule: messenger RNA, 1323 nt
Organism: Trichoderma harzianum CBS 226.95
Lineage: Eukaryota; Fungi; Ascomycota; Sordariomycetes; Hypocreales; Hypocreaceae
Exons: 2
Coding region: 1-1323 (440 amino acids)
Biological process (GO): secondary metabolite biosynthetic process
Molecular function (GO): FAD binding
Source: RefSeq, a predicted model, not a curated record
AUGGAUGGCCAAGGGGAUCGUCCAUCUUUCGACAUAGCCAUCGUGGGCGCAGGCGUUGUGGGCGUCCACGUCGCGAUUGGCCUUCUAGACCGAGGCAUUCCUUUUACUAUAUACGAACAAUCAGCCGAAUUGACAGAGAUGGGGGCUGGCAUCACAAUCACUUCCACCAUUGCCCAAUCCUUGGCAGCUUUGCACCCUGAAGCUACACAAUAUUUACUCAAAGUCUCAAAAUUGAUGAGCAACAUCAACUUGGUCAAUGGUUCCAGGGACGAUCUAAGCCUUCGCCCCUCAGAUCAGCUGUACGAUCUAGUGAUCUCGCCGUACGAAUUCCAUGCGGCUCACCGUGCUAAACUGGUAGAGGGGUUGCUUCAGCUUAUUCCCAAAGAGCGUAUCAAGCUAGGAAAGCGCAUAGAGUCAAUUGUUGAGAGGGGAGAUGAUGAGAAACUUCUCCUUCAGUUUGCUGAUGGUACUACAGCUGAGGCCGACGCAGUUAUUGGAUGCGAUGGUAUCAAGUCUCGUGUUCGACAAAUUGUCGGAGGCUCAGACAAUCCAUCAUCCUUCGCCCAUUACUCUAACAUGAGUGCUUACCGCGGCCUAAUCACCAUGGACAAAGCCACAGCAGCCCUAGGCCAACUUGUUAAAGACCCCGUUUGGUAUUUGGGUCAAGGCGCGUCCAUGGUAACGUACGCAAUUCUCGGCCCAGGGGGCAUCCCAUUCCUUAACGUGGUGGCUUAUGUGCACGAUGAACAAGACUCGCUCAGCUUGGACAGCUUAGUGUCUGAGGGAAACAAAGAAGAUGUUGAGGCGGCCUUUUCCCAGUUUGGAUCUUGUGUGAAGGACGUGAUUAAAGCCUUGCCGGAUAAGCUCAACCGCUGGGCUCUAUUUGACAGUUACGUCCACCCACUCCCGUCCUAUGCCUAUGGGCGUACAGUCCUCGCAGGAGACGCUGCUCAUCCGUCAACGCCUCAUAUUGGAUCAGGAGCUGGUAUGGGUAUUGAAGAGGCAUUGAUCCUAGCGGAACUCCUAAAAUCAGCUACAGAGCGCUUAGGUGCGUCCGAAGGCUCUACAACCAGGCGGAAAUUACUCGAGGCGGCUUUCAAGGCAUAUAGUGAUAUUCGACGACCAAGAACACAGUGGAUAGUUGCCCAGAGUCGCACCAUAGGAAUCAUGUCGCAGGGCCGCCACGAGGAGAUGGGAACCGAUUUUGACAAUUAUGGCAUAUAUCUCAGAGAAAAGAUAGGCAAACUCCAGGCCUAUGAUUGGAAAGACUCGAUCAGACAAGCUAUUGAUCAAUUUGAGCGCGAAUUAGGGGCUUCUGUUUGA